Messenger RNA from Diutina rugosa, 1572 nucleotides. RefSeq lists its product as uncharacterized. Gene Ontology annotation, cellular component: cytoplasmic dynein complex. Lineage: Eukaryota; Fungi; Ascomycota; Pichiomycetes; Serinales; Debaryomycetaceae. Gene Ontology annotation, molecular function: dynein heavy chain binding; dynein light chain binding. The record is from RefSeq and is a predicted model, not a curated record. The transcript has a single exon. Gene Ontology annotation, biological process: transport along microtubule. Bases 1 to 1572 code for a protein of 523 amino acids.
AUGGAUCGGGCUCGUCUCCAAAGUCUCGAAGAAAGAAAGGCCCGACUCGUGGAACUUAGGCUGAAGCGGUUAGGGCUGGAUGGUGAUCGCUCUCUGGCGGCUAGCCCUAUUGCUGCUGUCGCCCGAGCGCCAGUGAAGGUGGAGAAAGGCGUCCAGACCGAUACCUGGGAAGCAGCUUCGGCCAAUACUCUGCUGAUACUCGAACAACAAGAACCCCAGGAACCAGAGCUCACUCGCUUUGAUAAAGCCAUACAAACGUCAUGGGAACCUAUCGCCGAAAACACGCCGAAACUGCCACCUCCCCCUGCUCAAUCACCAGCUAAACCACCCACCGUUACCGUCUACAUUCCUCAAGUUCCACCACCUACUCCAUUUGAACGAUUUGUCGCCGCUCGAACUCAAGCACAACCAGUUAAAGAUGACACAACCGCCGCCAUCGCCCCUCAACUCUCUGACGUUGGCCUCCUCUACCGCAAACCUGUGUACAUGGACGCCUCGCCGCAUUUCCCUGAACUCAUGGUUGUAGCGUUCUCAGCAAAAUCCCCUACCCAAGCGGGAGACCUCGCUGGAGCGGCUAUGGUGUACAGCGUUGAUGAUAUGACGCCUAAGUUCCUUCUUAGCUGUAUGCUGCCGCUCACGGUGAUUAAGUUUGAUACCAUGGAUCCCAAAAGAAUCAUAGGUGGUGGAGGUGACGGCCUGGUGGUGAUAUGGGAUCUCAAUGCGCUGUCGUCGCUGGAGGUGGCGUUAUGGCCCCAACUCACCACUCCAUUGCACCGCAUUGAUCAUCUGAUUCUGGAAGUAUCGUACAUUCCUCAUAAGCUCGCCAUUGUCGCCCUCCAUCAAUAUUCCAUUCAGGGAUCGCAUAUUCUCGUCCUGGUUCUGAUGGAUGGAGUGGUAAACACGUGGUCCCCCAGUCUUUUGGCUUGUCCUAAGCACGAUCUGGUCGUGAUCAGCGCAACUUCUUCUUCAUUGGAUACCGGUGAUGUCAGUCAGGUGAUUCUCAAAAGCCUGAUAGUGGUGGGGAACGAUGGCGCUGACGCUCUUGAUGAUCAGUCCAGUCUAGAACGACUAUUUGUGAUAGAGGAAAACGGCACCAUCUACCAGUGCUCCGGUGACCGCAAACGUGAUUUCACCGCAAUCGUCGAGGCAACCUCACCGGUGUCAGAUGUGGAGGCCUUACUGGAUAAGACUUUAGCAUCGACACACCUUGAUAACACACUACAAUUUUGGGGAUUUACCAACGCCAAGGUGACACCACUUCACUCCCUUCGUACCGAUGUGACGGUGGUGAAAGUUGCCCUGAGGCUGGCCUUCCAAAUCGCGACUAUUGGCAUCAAUCGUCACAACACUCAAGUGCUCGAGUUUUGGGACUUCUCCACGUCGAAGCGCCCAAUUGUGACGAUAACCGUGACUGAUUCCGUAACAUCGCUUCGAUUUUCAACGAAUGGGUCGGUCUUAUUGGUUGGAUCUGACCUGGGUAAGGUGAUCAAGUAUACCCUCGAUGAAGCUCAGUUGCUUCAAAAGUCAAAAGAGCAGAAAUCUGAAGGUAUACAGGCAUUACAAGCAUUUUGA